AAUAAUAAUAAUAAUAAUAAUAAUAAUAAUAAUAAUAAUAAUAAUAAUAAUAAUAAUAAUAAUAAUAAUAAUAAUAAUAAUAAUAAUAAUAAUAAUAAUAAUAAUAAUAAUAAUAAUAAUAAUAAUAAUAAUAAUAAUAAUAAUAAUAAUAAUAAUAAUAAUAAUAAUAAUAAUAAUAAUAAUAAUAAUAAUAAUAAUAAUAAUAAUAAUAAUAAUAAUAAUAAUAAUAAUAAUAAUAAUAAUAAUAGUAAUAAUAAUAAUAAUAAUAAUAAUAAUAAUAAUAAUAAUAAUAAUAAUAAUAAUAAUAAUAAUAAUAAUAAUAAUAAUAAUAAUAAUAAUAAUAAUAAUAAUAAUAAUAAUAAUAAUAAUAAUAAUAAUAAUAAUAAUAAUAAUAAUAAUAAUAAUAAUAAUAAUAAUAAUAAUAAUAAUAAUAAUAAUAAUAAUAAUAAUAAUAAUAAUAAUAAUAAUAAUAAUAAUAAUAAUAAUAAUAAUAAUAAUAAUAAUAAUAAUAAU
Molecule: messenger RNA, 513 nt
Organism: Calliphora vicina (urban bluebottle blowfly)
Lineage: Eukaryota; Metazoa; Arthropoda; Insecta; Diptera; Calliphoridae
Exons: 1
Source: RefSeq, a predicted model, not a curated record